GUUCUGGACAUCAUGAAGGAUAAGGCGUUUGGUUCUGCUGGUGAUACUGUGGUGGUUGAGGAGCAACUGGAAGGAGAGGAAGUCUCUUGUCUGUGCUUCAGUGACGGCAUCACAGUGUCACCGAUGCCACCGGCACAAGAUCACAAGCGUCUGCUGGAUGGAGACCAGGGUCCAAACACAGGCGGGAUGGGCGCGUACUGCCCCACACCACAGGUCAACAGAUCCCCAUAUAUCUCAUGGAUAAUUACAAGAUACUCUUCAGAGAAUACCAUAGUACUGCCUAUGGUGUUUUGGUAUCUCUUAAUGGAAAUUUUAUUGUUUCAGUUGAGAAAAACUACCAUCAGAUAGCAAAGAUCUUCACAA
This is a messenger RNA of Cyprinus carpio (common carp), 363 nucleotides long. Its product is annotated as trifunctional purine biosynthetic protein adenosine-3-like. The transcript is spliced from 3 exons. The coding region runs from base 13 to 348 and encodes 111 amino acids. Gene Ontology annotation, biological process: 'de novo' IMP biosynthetic process; adenine biosynthetic process. The record is from RefSeq and is a predicted model, not a curated record. Gene Ontology annotation, molecular function: metal ion binding; phosphoribosylamine-glycine ligase activity; phosphoribosylformylglycinamidine cyclo-ligase activity. Gene Ontology annotation, cellular component: cytosol. Lineage: Eukaryota; Metazoa; Chordata; Actinopteri; Cypriniformes; Cyprinidae.